Molecule: messenger RNA, 220 nt
Organism: Amoebophrya sp. A25
Lineage: Eukaryota; Dinophyceae; Syndiniales; Amoebophryaceae
Source: the annotation of a GenBank genome assembly
CUUGCAGAGCACGGUGUUCAGGAGCUUCCCGCUGUGGACCAAGAACCGAAGAUAGGAACUGAAGAGUAUGAACCCUGGCUCCAGAAAAGCGUGCGCCAGUUCAUGACCUAUUUGGUGGCGGAGAAGCAGGCUCACAUUCCACUAUGUGAUCGCACAUCAAAUGUGGAGGAUUGUACGAUCAUGACAAAGGAAGGCAUAGAGCGAGAUCUGUCCGCCGAGU